This is a messenger RNA of Mytilinidion resinicola, 622 nucleotides long. RefSeq lists its product as uncharacterized. Bases 173 to 622 code for a protein of 149 amino acids. The record is from RefSeq and is a predicted model, not a curated record. Lineage: Eukaryota; Fungi; Ascomycota; Dothideomycetes; Mytilinidiales; Mytilinidiaceae. The transcript has a single exon.
CUUGUUUAUCCUUCAAACCGUCUUCACCAACUUCCAUGCCUCUAGUAUCACCCUUCAAAAGCAAUCGACGCAACCCUCCAAGUCUCUAACUAUCUUUGAUCGCUAUCCUCCCUCUUUGGGCAAGGCGCACCGCCAUGGUUCGACGGUAGGUUGAUGUAAAUGCUGCGUCAGCAUGCAGAGUGGUUACAGAUGCACCGUAAUUGGACACAACAUCUUCAAUCCCUCCCUAGCUCGAAAUAUGCUCGAGGGGGGAAAGAUUGUGACCCCACCGCUGCUUAAAAGCCACCCUUUGUUUGCUGCUUUCUUCAUUAUCAAUCUCAAAACUGGAGGUUCCUUGAGGCGUGACAGGACCAGAAUCCUACGAACGCACAGUCCCUUUCGAAGUUCCACAGACGUCACAGCUUCGGGACGUAAAACAACUAUCGAAGACAUCCCGCUCUCAGCAAGGAUCCGAGGCACCUUCGCCGGUCGCACGCAGCUUUCAGUCCCACCGUUCUCCACCGAGGUAUUGCAGACAAAUUUUCACAACGCCGGCGCCGUCGCCACGUUACGUUACAAGAAUAUCCUCCUAGUGGACCCCGGCGCCGCGAUAGCCGUUUCCAAGCGCGCUCAGGCACGGUGA